Messenger RNA from Papilio polytes (common Mormon), 2464 nucleotides. RefSeq lists its product as uncharacterized. The record is from RefSeq and is a predicted model, not a curated record. The transcript is spliced from 9 exons. The coding region runs from base 109 to 1791 and encodes 560 amino acids. Lineage: Eukaryota; Metazoa; Arthropoda; Insecta; Lepidoptera; Papilionidae.
GGGCAAAGUGGUGACCAUCGAGCGAUCGUUGGUGGUGGUCAGUAUCUGUUACAAGUGGUAGCGAACGCGCGUCGGUGAAGGAGUGCCUUUUCGAAACCAGCAGUCAUAAUGAGAGUGUUCUUGCUGUGCCUCUUGUUAGAGAUUGUUUGGAGUCGGGAGAGCGACUGGCAACCCAUUGUACCUGAACCCUCCCAAACCUACACAAGCUAUGCUAAUCUCGCUGAUAGAUCUUUAGAAGCUGGACCACAACUUAAGAUAUUAAAUAGAAGACCAAUACAUGCAUCGCACACAACAAAUAAGCUAACCAGUUUCUACAAUGUCGCAUCAGCGCCCUCUACAGAUACGUGCAGUGUUUAUAAAGUAUCGAUGAAUCAAGAACUGCUUUAUCAAUAUUUGGAAUAUGAUAAACUAUUACCCGAUCUAAAAGAAUUCACUCUCUGCAUGUGGACUAAAUUUCAUAAUCAUUCUCAAGAUCAUCCACUAUUUUCUUAUGCAGUUGGCGAUAAUCCAAAGGAGAUAUCUUCUUGGAUUUCAAAUACGCAAGAAGCAAGUUACUACAGCAUGGCUGUACAUGGACAAACCUUCUUUCGACUUAACUACCCUCUCAAAUUGAACAUAUGGUACCACGCAUGCCAGUCUUGGAACGGUAAGACGGGUGAAUGGCAGGUGUGGGUAAACGCCGAAAGAGUAGGCAGAGGGUUCCAUAACCGACUUGUGGGCCAUGUCAUAAAAGGUGGCGGUGUAGCAAUAUCUGGGCAAGAGCAAUCACUAUUAUAUAAAAAGGACGGAUUAGAUCCCGUUAUACAACAAUCUGGUUUAAUGGGUGAAAUCACGAUGCUCCAACUGUACCACGUAGCAUUAACAGCUGGAAAGGCGCACAAGGACCAUAAACAUCACCACGUCCAUCACUUUAAACACGACGGUAGUCCGUUAGACCCACCAAUGGAAACAGCCACCGAACCUCCCCCACCGCAACCCACUCACAUAGGCAAUGGAAACUUCCUAAUCGGUGGUCAACUCCAGAGACCUUCUAAUCUAAACCUAGCUGGAGCUCAACAACAAAUGAUACCCGUUCAACUGCCGAAUGGUUUGCAAAUACAUCAGCAAUAUGUUAACGGUCAACUAGGCAAUCGUGUUGUAUCCGAGCAACUGUUAACUGGAGUACAAACACCGAAUGGUUUAAUAGGUGCCGCUUCCCAAAUACCUUUAGUGGGUCUAUCAAUCUCGCCACUUUCGCAGAGCUCGAGCUAUUCCCCUAGACAGGCACAAAGCUCAGCUUCAACGAAAACUUCAACUGUAUUAUUAUCCAGUUCUUUACUAAAUCCCGCUAACGUGCAGUACGUCGAUGGACCUUCUCCACAUAAAAUAUUCAGAAGAGAUUCAUUAAAAAGAGACAAGAGGGACAAUCCAGAAAAAGCAUUGAUUGAAGAAAAUACUUCAGGUAGGAAAGAUAAGCGGGGUUUAGUAUCGUUGUCCGAUGGAUCGAUAGUAGAUGAAGCGCUCCUAACUCCGAGUAUUGUGGACGACAGUGAGGAUGCUGUCUUCGAAAAAUCCCUUCUACAAGGUCUUGCUGGAGUCGUCGGAAAUGUACCCAUACAGAAUUUACAAAAACAAAAUAGCGAUGAGCGUGAACCGGCCGAGGCUGAAGUAACAGCCGUAAUGCAAGUUUGCAGCGGCUGUGCGCAGGAGCCUUUCAAGAAGGCGCUAGUACUCUCGUGGAGGUCAACACCAAAGAAACUCUACAGUGGUGCACAUUAUUACAAAGGAUUACCAAUCUGUCGCGCUUUUUGAUACACUUAUGGAUAUUGACAUAUUAUAAUUUAUAACCGUGGGUUCCCACACCCAUUACACCUGCAUAAAGAUAUUUUCUUAUAUCUGUUUGAAAAGAAACAGAGGUUUCUUUGCAUGUUGCGGCAAUGGCAACUCACGGUUACUUGCAUUCACAUAUACAUAAUUCUUUGAAGUUAUAAUUGUUUAUCCAGGGCAAAUUCUUCGCAGUCCAUUAUUUGUUUGUCUGCAUUUUUCGCUGAGAGAUUAGAUAUCUGAUAUAUUUUAGAUAGUACUUGAAUUGCCCAUAAUUCGGAUUGUAAACAAAAAUAACCCUGACUCUUUUGUUUUUUUAAUGUAAAAUUGACAUCGUUAAAGAGGCUAAUAAUACUGCAAAGCUUUUUAUACUUUGCUUGGAUUGUUAGAGCCGAUUUUAUUUUAUUUAUUAGUAGUUUUAAGUAUUUACAUUGUUUAUUCUUACUGUAUGAUUUAAAAAUAAUUUUAAGAUUUUUACUGUCUUUAAUAUAAACCGUCGAUAUUUAGAAAACUAUAAAUCACAAUUCAAUUUAUUUGAUUUACUAAUAUCUUAUUAUCAAAUAAUAUAAAACUUUGAAAUACAAUACAAUUAUUUUAUAGACAAUGCGUGUUAACAAGUGACUUGCUAAUUAUACGGAAUUAAAUAAAUGUAUUUAAUUUA